GUGGGGGCGCUGGCGGAAGCCUCUGCCCCAGCUCAUUCCCGCUCCCUAGCAUGACCCUCAAGGUCCAACAGCUGGCCAGGGAGCAGCAGCAGUGUCACAAGGAGUUGCAACAGGCGUACUGUGAGCUGAGCCGGAGGAUCACAGAGCACGAUCAGUGUGAGUGGAGGUGCGUGGACAAGACCAAGCUCACGCUGCAGGCCAUCAAGGACGCAGAGGCCCAGGUGGACAGGCUGCGGCAGGAGGCCCAGAAGGCCGAGGAGGCGCUGGUUAUGGCCAGGCUGGAGCUGCGGGAGCAGACGCAGGAAGGGGAGGAAGAGGCGCCCGGGCUGAAGUGCCAGGUCACCGAGCUGCAUGACGUGCUGAUGAAAGAUGUGGGCAACCGCAUCCGCGCCGACGGCCGGUGGCCUCUUGUCAUUGACCCUUCGGGCCAGGCAGCCACCUUCCUGCGCUACCAGGACACCAACUAUGUGGACACAGUGAACCCGGAGCACCUGAAGCCGGAGAGGCUGCGGCUGGCUCUCCUGGGGGCUCUGCGGUAUGGGAAGCCGCUGGUGUUCGACCUGCGUGAGGCAGACCUGUUCCCAGCCGUGCAGCGGCAGCUGGAGGCGGUGCAGCCUGGCCUGGCGCAGGCACUGCUGAGCCGCGGCCUGCUGGAGCAGGAGAGGUACCUGUCGCUGCUGCGGCCCACGGAUGGGCCAGAGUAUAGCCCCACGCAGUUCCAGGAGCAGCGCCUGGGGCACUUCCGCCUCUUUUUCGUCACCAAGGUCCAGUGGCCGCCAGCCGAGCAGCUGCAGGUGCUGCUCCCGGUGCGUGUGCAGCUGCCGGGCACAGGCCUCUAG
This is a messenger RNA of Chlorocebus sabaeus (green monkey), 839 nucleotides long. RefSeq names its product IQ motif and ankyrin repeat domain-containing protein 1. The record is from RefSeq and is a predicted model, not a curated record. Lineage: Eukaryota; Metazoa; Chordata; Mammalia; Primates; Cercopithecidae.